Messenger RNA from Durusdinium trenchii, 2775 nucleotides. Lineage: Eukaryota; Dinophyceae; Suessiales; Symbiodiniaceae. The record is from the annotation of a GenBank genome assembly.
AUGUGCCUGAUUGCUUUGCAGGGAAUCCGUGAAUUUAAGCUGGAGAGUGCCAUCGUGCACCGAGUCAAGGCCAGCUUUGCCACAAUCCAUGCUUCCUUCAUCAGCUUCAAGGACGUUCGGGCACAAGUCAACGCCAAUCGAGGCGCCAGCUUCGUGAGCACGCAGACGCGAGUGCGGCCAAACGCAUUUCAUUUCAGGCGGCAAGUGCUUAUUCUCCAGCGAGCUGGCGCCGGGUCGGCUGAACGUCAGUUCAAUGAUUGGGAGCAGUCCACCUCCAUUGCCCGUGCAUUUAGCAUCGGCCGCACCGAAGCAGAGGCAGUGUCAGCCCUAAUGACAAAGGUGCAGAAAGAGGUGGUUGAGAGGCUGUGCGCAGCUGUCAAGAGCCGCGGCAUGGCCAAGCUCCUCACUCACGAUUUGUUGUCCAAAGGGCUUUUGAACCUUGCUUGGACCAGUGGAAUUGGACCAACAGAAGCAUGGAAGGAGGAGCUUCGGAAUAGAGAUGAUGGUGUGCUUGUUAACCUGGUGGUGGAUCGCAUUGUGGGUGACCAUGACAAGGCUUUGCCCACGAUGAGGAAAGCAGUGAACUUCAAGGAGGGUCUUUUGCUUCACCAAGCCGCCGGGCUUUUCCUACACUUCCUUCGCGCUCUUCAGGGUGUGAGCCCUGCAGGGUCCUUCACGGACGCGCGUUCGAAGUUGGAAGACCAGUUCCGCCAAGGGUUUUUAGACCCAGAUCUCCAACAUGUUCUCCAAGUUUCCGUGCCGCCGGGCGACCCCAAAUCAAUCGCCGCUUUCAGGCCUUUCUUUGCUCAGAUUGAAUGCACGCUCAGAUCCGAGAAGGAAGCGAAGGAACAGCUGCUUCAGAAGCAACUCCGAGAGGCUGAUCUCAACACAGUUGCCGCCCAGGUCCUCUCUGACUUUGCCGUGCUUGAGAAGAUGGCUCCAGGUCCAACCCGUCAAGCAGAAGAACAUGCUUUGGACAUGAAAUACUUGAGGGACAGACAAGCGAAGGGGCAGGAGUAUGUGGAGGAUUGGUUGUCGAAGAAUGCGAGUUUGGUGCAAGUCGCGGAGUCCAUGGACACGGCUGUGGGAGAGUUCCUGAAGUUCAAAGAGCAGUACAUCAUUUGCACUGUAGAUACCACCGUGUUCCCGGCUAACGCCAGUUACAUUGCGGCUGCCUUGAAGAAUUUUUGCACAUUCCUGUCCAUGGGAUCUACCACCGUUGGCUUCGUUCUCUUCCCAGUGUACCAAUCGCAGACAUCAGAACAAGCCUUAGUGAAGCACAGACAUCAACUUGAGCUGGCUUUGCUCAAGGGAGGCCUCUCAGUUAUCAAUUCGGUUCAAGUUCUGUACACCAAACCUGAAAGCGGCGCUUCGGACAAGCGCGCAUUGGCGCAACCCGCAAUGGCCACUUUCCAUAGUCACUUCAGCGAUCACGCGUUCCUGAAGAGCAAGCCUGUUCGCACCGGCACUCUGGGCCCUGUACCCCUCAUCAAGUUCAGUGAGCUUUUGGGCUUUGACGACGUGUCCAAACCCGGCGCCUCUGCGAGAGUGGAGCAGAAGGGAGUGCCUUGCCAUGAGGAGAUGAUCCAAAGCUUGUUGGAUGGAGUCCCCAUUGAUGACAAGGACACUGUCAUCCUGCUAGAUGUGGUUCCGAACAGGUUCAGCGAAUUUGGGCGCGCUGCUGUCAACAUGAACUUGCGCGGCGACGGGCCAACCGUUCACUAUUUUGGUUUGAUUCAGCAGGAGUACAAGACCAACUUGACCGCUGUCAAAUCCAUGGUGUACAAGAAGUGGGAUGAGGACACCAAUUUGAGCCCACCAAAAACACGACCCCUGCGGGAGAGCUCAGCCGCCGCAGCAGCAGUGCCAAGUCUGGACAUUUUGGCUUGGGCCAACGACCGGCCUGUUUUCCCUGCUGUGCUCUUGACCAAGUUUCCAGAGGGCACAGCAGAGCACGCGAGAAUGUUGGAACUGAAGAAAGAUUUUGAUGAGAAGUACCCCGAGGCUUCCCAGCCACCACCAGCGGUGGGCUCCGGAAGAGCUGGUGGGGUCUGCGAUUACAGUGUCGACGGAGGCCGACAUCCACUAGACUGCACCCGUGUGAUCGAUCUCCCGCUCGUCGGAGCUGACAGUUCUGGAGAGACCAGGAAAUCUGAGUGUGCUCUCACAGGCAAGAAACCGGCGAUCGUCAUAUGCGACAGCUUCGCAGUUUGGUUGGGGAACACCACUGACGCUGAUAUGACGCUGGAAGCUGGCGAACUUUUUGGCUUUGGCCGAGGAACGUAUGAGCACAAAGUAGUAGGUGACGCCAAGAGCGAAACCCAUGGAAUCCCAUGGCGCUUGACGAGCGACUUCGACCUUGUCAGCUACAAGAAGGUCAUCAUGCCACUUUGCCAGCUUCUUCGAAAGUUGGCGAUUGACCAGGGCCUGAGUGAAAUUGAAGUUUGCGACCACGUGCUGAAACCACGACUGGCUGAGGAUGGUGUCUUGCCAAUUUGUUUCCGCUAUGUGAUCGCACCGGUGGAGUCGAAGGCGACCAACGUGUUCAAGCCUCAGCCAGCCGGUGAUGGUGGAAGCGACCCUGUCCGCCAUCAAACGUUGGGUAGUAGCCUCGCCGGUAACUUUGACAAGCUGAUCGGCAACAAGCGAGCAAGCCUGGUGUGGGAGGUGGACAUUGAAACGUCGCCGGGGCGACUGGUAGCCACGAAGCCCAAGAUUUAUUUAACGUGCGGCUUUCGCCUGCCGUCCAAAAGCUGGGUGAACCUGUCAGCCUAA